AUGCCUGAAUUUCAAGUUUUCUUUAAUGACGGGACCUCCAAUGAUUUCAAUACGCUUUUUGCUUCACUUCCACAAAACAGGAAUUACUAUACAGUCAGAGUUCCCGGCUCAUUCCACGCUAGCCAGUUCCCUAAGGCCCCACUUCACUUUGCUUAUUCAUCUUGUACGCUCCAUUGGCUUUCUGAGGUGCCCAAAGAGGUGGUGGAUCCCUCGUCUUCUGCAUGGAAUGAAGGGAAAUUUUUGUACCAUGGAUAUAAAAAUGAAGUGUUCAAUGCUUAUGCUGCUCAAUUUGCAAAGGAUUUGGACUCUUUCUUGAAAGCAAGGGCAGAGGAAUUUGGUUUUUGA
Molecule: messenger RNA, 345 nt
Organism: Fraxinus pennsylvanica
Lineage: Eukaryota; Viridiplantae; Streptophyta; Magnoliopsida; Lamiales; Oleaceae
Source: the annotation of a GenBank genome assembly